Molecule: messenger RNA, 1017 nt
Organism: Galendromus occidentalis (western predatory mite)
Lineage: Eukaryota; Metazoa; Arthropoda; Arachnida; Mesostigmata; Phytoseiidae
Product: homeobox protein OTX2-like
Exons: 6
Coding region: 1-1017 (338 amino acids)
Biological process (GO): regulation of transcription by RNA polymerase II
Cellular component (GO): nucleus
Molecular function (GO): RNA polymerase II cis-regulatory region sequence-specific DNA binding; DNA-binding transcription factor activity, RNA polymerase II-specific
Source: RefSeq, a predicted model, not a curated record
AUGGCGUACCAUGUUAAAAAUCCGGCGGCCACAGCGGCCGCUUACAACGGCAUUGGGUUGACCAGUUCUGUCGAUUUACUCCACCCUUCACCAGUCGGAUACCCACCUCACGCUCCAAUCCGAUUGGACAAGUACCGAGCUGACGACUGGGACUCUCAAAUGCUUGAAGACUCGUGGUACUCGACCGCGAAUUGUCACCCCGGUGGAGGUCCUGCGCCUCGUAAGCAACGUCGUGAACGAACAACAUUUACUCGUGCCCAACUGGACGUUCUCGAAUCGCUGUUUUCAAAGACGAGGUAUCCUGACAUCUUCAUGCGUGAAGAGGUUGCGCUCAAAAUCAAUCUCCCUGAAAGCCGAGUCCAAGUCUGGUUCAAGAAUCGUCGAGCCAAAUGCAGACAACAGAGGCAGCAGACCCAAUCUCAGGCUCAGUCAGCCGGAAGUAAUGGCACUUCUGGAAAAUCGGUCCGUGUAAAAAAAUCUAAAUCCCCUCCACCGUCGGCCACGGCCCUCUCCAUGAGUCCCGCUAGAGGUGCUUCGCCGUACAAACCUCCCGCUCUCGCAAUGACGCCCCCGAUCGGACCCAUCACAGCUUUGAGCAAUGCAGCUUCCAUGGCAAAUGGGAUUUCGAUUUGGUCGCCUGCAUCGUGUGAUUUUGGAAACGCUCCACCUGUUCAACGAAGUCCAAUGAGUCCGCCCAUGGGUGUCGGGGUUCCGAUGAGUGCGACUCAUUACGCUCUUCCUCAAAACAGCAAUACUCCGCCUGCCCCCGGCUAUCCACCCUCAGCUUACACUGCGGGUUCUUACUACUCUAACUGCAUAAACUUGGACUAUCUAGCGCCUUCGUCAGCCUCUCCGCGGAGCACAGAUUCUCCCUACAACAAAUCAAGCAAUUUCUCCCCGGCGCCUCCUACAUCGACGCCAUAUCAACUUUCUCAACAGAAUUUCGCUACACUGCAAAGCUACCCGUCCUCGACGCCUCCUACGUCCGGUUCGAACUACUACUCGAACAUCUCCUAA